AUGGCUACAGACACUGCGUCUCAGGGACCGCGACGGGGCUCUGUGCGCGUCGACCCCAAGCUCGCUAGUGAGGAAGAUGCAGCAGUACUGGCAAAGAUGGGCUACAAGCAGGAGCUUCGUCGCAACUUCAGCAUGGUCGAAGUAUUUGGUAUUGCAUUUGCAAUCAUGGGACUUUUACCUUCGAUUGCCAGCACAUUGUCAUACUCAAUUCCUGCGGGUCCAGUUGGCCUAGUAUGGGGUUGGUUUCUGGCGUCCGGCUGCAUAUUCAUUGUCGGACUGGCCAUGGCUGAUCUGGGAUCCAGCAUGCCCACAAGCGGUGGACUCUACUACUGGACCCACUACUAUGCUUCGCCAAAAUGGAGGAAUCCUCUGAGCUUCUUGGUUGGAUAUAGCAAUACACUUGGGCUGGUGGGAGGCCUCUGUUCCAUUGACUACGGGUUCUCCCUGAUGUUUUUGUCCGUUAUAGUGAUCUCGCGGGACGGCAACUGGAGUCCCAGCAACGGUGUCAUCUAUGCCACCUUUCUGGCUACCGUAGCCACCCACGGCCUGAUCGCUUCCACCAUGGCUCGGGUUAUGGGUAAACUCCAAACGGUUUUUGUGGUGAUGAAUUUUGUCCUCAUUCUCGCAACCAUAAUUGCACUGCCAAUAGGAGCCAACGCCCGCAACAGCGCAUCAUAUAUCUUUACCCAUGUCGAGAACCUUACCACAUGGCCAACAGGGUGGGCGUUCAUGUUGUCUUGGCUGUCACCCAUAUGGACCAUUGGCGGAUUUGACUCCGCCGUACACAUAUCGGAAGAGGCUGCCAAUGCGACCAAAGCCGUCCUUUCGGCAUACUUUUCUCUAUCGGGUCGUGCUGGCUCUUUGGCUGGAUUUGCUGCAUAG
This is a messenger RNA of Exophiala dermatitidis NIH/UT8656, 882 nucleotides long. RefSeq lists its product as uncharacterized. Gene Ontology annotation, molecular function: transmembrane transporter activity. The record is from RefSeq and is a predicted model, not a curated record. The transcript is spliced from 4 exons. NCBI's taxonomy places the organism in Eukaryota, Fungi, Ascomycota, Eurotiomycetes, Chaetothyriales, Herpotrichiellaceae. Gene Ontology annotation, biological process: transmembrane transport. Bases 1 to 882 code for a protein of 293 amino acids. Gene Ontology annotation, cellular component: membrane.